This is a messenger RNA of Miniopterus natalensis, 3324 nucleotides long. It is a transcript of the gene SMCR8, whose product is annotated as SMCR8-C9orf72 complex subunit. Gene Ontology annotation, molecular function: GTPase activator activity. Gene Ontology annotation, cellular component: guanyl-nucleotide exchange factor complex. Lineage: Eukaryota; Metazoa; Chordata; Mammalia; Chiroptera; Miniopteridae. The record is from RefSeq and is a predicted model, not a curated record.
CGUGAGUCAUGUGAUACCAAGAUGGCGGCGCCGCCGUAGCUGCCUUUGGGUUGUGGCGUCCGAGGAGCCGCGACCGUUUCUGCCCCGGGACUGUCGGGUCCGACAAACUCUUGGCUGGUUCCCUGCGGCGGCCUGUAGCCCCAGGUUAGGUACCACGUCAGGGCCGAGGCUGUUGCUAUCACCGGUGGGUUCGGGGAAGUCCCGGUGACCUCGCUGCAGGUGCUGUGCGCCGACCGCUCUCGCCAGAGGAGGAGAAGGGUAGUUGGCCUCCCCUGUCUUUGGAACUGCGGAGUUCAUGACGCCCGGAAGGCCUUAGAGGAGCUACACCUCUGAGGGGCUGCGGGAGUUGGAGUUCUCGGGAGUGUGAGGCAGCUUAGUACCCCUGACGGCGCAAAGAAGUCAACAAAGACUUGCUUCCUCUUCCAGAGGCCUGGCUCCCCGCGUUGAUUACCGCAGCAUUCUUUCUCAUUUCCUCCUCAAUGUUUUCUUCGUAUAUCUGGAAAUAUGAUCAGCGCCCCUGACGUGGUGGCCUUCACCAAAGAGGACGAGUACGAGGAGGAGCCUUACAAUGAGCCGGCCCUGCCCGAAGAGUACUCGGUGCCGCUCUUUCCCUUCACAAGCCAAGGAGCUAACCCAUGGUCCAAACUGUCCGGAGCCAAGUUCUCUCGGGACUUCAUCCUUAUUUCCGAGUUCUCGGAGCAGGUGGGACCCCAACCCUUGCUGACCAUCCCCAAUGAUACCAAAGUUUUCGGUACUUUUGAUCUCAAUUAUUUCUCCUUGCGGAUCAUGUCUGUGGAUUACCAGGCUUCCUUCGUCGGCCAUCCCCCUGGUUCUGCCUAUCCCAAGCUGAACUUCGUGGAGGACUCCAAGGUGGUGCUGGGAGACUCCAAAGAGGGAGCCUUUGCUUAUGUGCACCACCUUACUCUGUACGACCUGGAGGCCCGUGGCUUUGUGCGGCCUUUUUGCAUGGCUUAUAUCUCAGCAGACCAGCACAAAAUCAUGCAGCAGUUCCAGGAGCUUUCAGCUGAAUUUUCCAAAGCUUCAGAGUAUUUGAAGACAGGCAACAGGAAGGCCUUUGCUGUGGAACUUGAAAAAAAGCUGAAAGACUUGGAUUACACCAGGACAGUGCUGCACACUGAAACAGAGAUCCAGAAGAAAGCCAACGACAAAGGCUUUUACUCAUCUCAGGCAAUUGAGAAAGCCAAUGAACUGGCUAGUGUAGAGAAGUCCAUCAUUGAACAUCAAGACCUGCUGAAGCAGAUCCGCUCAUACCCUCAUCGGAAGCUGAAGGGGUCUGAUUUGUGUUCUGGGGAGAUGGAGCAUACUCAGGAUCAGCCUGACGAGGCAGCCACUACUUCUAACCCUGAUGAGUGUGCUGACACAGACCUUUAUACCUGCAGACCUGCCUACACCCCAAAACUCAUCAAAGCAAAGUCGACCAAGUGUUUUGACAAGAAGUUGAAGACCUUGGAAGAGCUCUGUGACACUGAGUAUUUCACCAAGACCCUGGCUCAGCUCAGCCACAUUGAGCACAUGUUCAGAGGAGACCUGUGCUAUCUCCUGACUAGCCAGAUUGACAGAGCACUACUAAAACAACAGCACAUAACAAACUUUCUCUUUGAAGACUUUGCAGAUGUCGAUGACAGAGUGGUAGAGAAACAAGAAGGCAUAUCCUCUAAGCCCAGUCAAGACAGGCCGCCUUCCAGAUCUCUAGAAGAAUGUCCAAUUCCUCAAGUGUUAAUUAGUGUUGGCUCUUACAAGUCCAGUGUGGAGUCUGUGCUGAUAAAGAUGGAGCAGGAGUUUGGAGGCGAGGACUACAAGGAAGUGGAGGUAGCAGAAAUGAGCAGUUUUGACCUCCAGGAAAACUUAGACUACCUGGAUAUGGAUAUGAAAGGGAGUAUCAGCAGUGGUGAAAGCAUUGAGGUUCUAGGCACGGAGAAAUCCACCUCUGUGCUGUCUAAGUCUGACAGCCAGGGCAGCCUCAUGGUGCCACUGAGCCCCCAGGUGAUCCGGAGCAAAGCAGUCAGCCACAGGACCAUCAGUGAGGAUAGUAUUGAAGUCCUCAGCACCUGCCCCUCUGAGGCCCUCAUCCCUGAUGACUUUAAGGCCAGCUACCCAAGUGCUAUUGAUGAAGAAGAAUCAUGUGCAGAUGAUAGUGAGGGAGCCAUCCACUUCCAGGCAAGCAUCAGACUGACUGAGCUGGGUGAGCCAGAGGACAGCUUAGAAAACACUUCAUCACAAGCAGAAUCCUGCUGCAUUGGGAAGGAGAGUGACAGUUUGCUGGUGCCACUCACCACUUCAGUGCACACACACUCUGACGAGGAUGGAGUAGUGAGCAUCCCCCCACAGCACUAUAGGCAGAAGGACCAGGGGUUCUGUGUGGACUUUGCAGUGGAAAAUGCUAACCCUUCUUCCCGAGACAACAGUUCUGAAAGCUUCCCUGCUUUUGAGCUGGAUCCGAGCCACCUGCUGGCUAGCCGGGAUAUCAGUAAGACCAGCCUGGACAACUACUCAGACACCAUGAGCUAUGUGAGCAGUGUAGCCUCCACAAGCUUGGACAGGACUCCCUCUGCUCAUCCCACUGGCCUCUCUUCUGAAAGGCAUAAAAAGAGGGCUGGCCAGAAUGCCUUAAAAUUCAUCCGCCAGUACCCCUUUGCCCACCCAGCCAUCUACUCCCUGCUCAGUGGGAGGACACUUGUGAUCCUGGGGGAGGACGAGAUCAUAGUCAGGAAGCUUGUGACAGCAUUGUCCAUCUUCGUCCCCAACUACAGCUGCUAUACUAAACCUGUGAAGCACUGGGUCUCCUCUUCUUUGCACAUUACGGAUUUUCAGAAGUGGAAGCUUAUUGGCCUGCAGAGAGUGGCAUCCCCUGCCAGUGCCAGCACCCUUCACGUUCUGAGCCGCUACAGCCGCUACACGAGCAUCCUGGACCUGGACAACAAAACUCUGCGCUGCCCCCUUUACAGAGGCACCCUUGUGCCCCGGCUGGCUGACCACCGUACUCAAAUCAAGCGGGGCAGCACCUACUACCUGCACGUGCAGAGCAUGCUCACCCAGCUUUGUUCGAAGGCCUUUCUCUAUACCUUCUGCCACCACCUGCACCUGCCUGCCCACAACAAGGAGGUAGAGGAGUUGGUCGCCAGCCGUCAGGCAAGCUUUCUGAAGCUGAAUCUGGGUCUAGUGAAUGAAGAUGUCAAGGUGGUCCAGUAUCUGGCUGAGCUGCUGAAGCUGCACUAUAUGCAGGAGUCUCCCGGGACCAGCCAGCCCAUGCUCAGGUUUGACUAUGUCCCCAGUUUUUUGUACAAAAUCUGAGAUCAGUCCCAG